Messenger RNA from Thamnophis sirtalis, 478 nucleotides. The record is from RefSeq and is a predicted model, not a curated record. Lineage: Eukaryota; Metazoa; Chordata; Lepidosauria; Squamata; Natricidae.
AUGUGUAAUGGUGAACUACAGCUAGAGGUGGCUAAUCUUGCUUGCUCGGUAUCCACAAAUGAAGAAGGAAUUAACAUUGUCCAAACAGCAGCCAAUCACUUGGAGACCUUAUGCCCUCAGGUUGUCAAUGCCGCCGUAGCUCUUGCGGCCAAGCCCAAAAGCCAGGUGGUAAAAAGCAACAUGGAAAUGUAUAAAGCCACCUGGGAGAAUCACAUACGUGUACUCACAGAAGCUGUGGAUGACAUUACAAGCAUUGAUGACUUUCUUGGAGUAUCAGAAAGUCAUAUUCUGGAGGACGUAAACAAGUGCAUUAUUGCCCUAAGAGAGCAGAAUGCUGAUGAGCUGGACCGUGCAGCUGGUGCCAUCCGUGGGAGGGCAGCAAGAGUGGUGGACAUUGUCUCUGGUGAGAUGGAUAAUUAUGAGACAGGAGCCUACACUGAAGGAGUAAUGAGAAAUGUGCGCUAUCUCUCAAAUGCUG